AUGCUCUUUCUGCAGGAGAAGUUACAAAUGGGAGGCGACAACCUCACCUCCACUCAUGAAUUCAUCUUGGUGGGACUCUCCAAUGACCGCGAGACACAGAUUCUCCUCUUUGUGGCCAUUCUCCUCAUCUACUCAUUUUCUCUCGUGGGGAACCUUGGAAUCAUGCUCGUACAAAAAGACUCACAACUCCACACCCCCAUGUAUUUCUUCCUCACACACCUCUCAAGCCUGGAGAUUUGCUAUGUCAACAGCACCAUACCCCAGAUGCUGGCUCACCUUCUCAUGGGUCAUGCAGAAUUGUCCUUAAUCCAUUGCGCGUUACAGAUGUAUGCAGCUUUGUCUCUGGGUUCUGCUGAAGCACUUCUGCUGGGGGUCAUGGCCUACGAUCGUUACUUAGCCAUCUGCCAUCCCCUGACCUAUGCCACUGCCAUGGGAAGAUGGCAUCAGUUGAAACUUGCCUCGAUCUGUUGGGUAGGUGGCUUUUGUGUUGCUGUCGUAUGUGUAAGCCUCACCUUUAGCCACCCCUUUUGUGAUCCCUGCUGCAUCAACCACUUUAUCUGUGAGAUUCCAAAGGUGUUGAAAGUAGCAUGUGAUGACACCCGCAUGACAAAAUUUAUAAUUUUUUUGUUUGCAGGGAUGAUUAUCCUGGUACCCUUUUCCAUUAUCUUGAUCUCCUAUGGGCUCAUUUUGUUUUCUGUGUUCCACAUGCGGUCAUCCACUGGACUGCGCAAGGCCUUCUCUACAUGCGGCUCCCAUUUAGCAGUGGUCAUCAUGUUCUAUGGGGGAACCACCUUCACCUAUCUUAUACCUGAGUCAGGAAGAUCUCCUGACACUGACAAGCAAAUUGCGGUGUUUUAUGUUGUGGUCACCCCCCUUCUAAACCCUAUAAUUUACACCCUGUGGAACAAAGAUGUCCAUGAGGCGAUGGCGAAGUUCCUGCGAAGAUUGGGAUUUGCUAAGAAAAGCUGA
Messenger RNA from Eublepharis macularius, 969 nucleotides. RefSeq names its product olfactory receptor 5F1-like. Gene Ontology annotation, molecular function: G protein-coupled receptor activity; olfactory receptor activity. Lineage: Eukaryota; Metazoa; Chordata; Lepidosauria; Squamata; Eublepharidae. The record is from RefSeq and is a predicted model, not a curated record. The transcript has a single exon. The coding region runs from base 1 to 969 and encodes 322 amino acids. Gene Ontology annotation, cellular component: membrane. Gene Ontology annotation, biological process: G protein-coupled receptor signaling pathway.